Geodia barretti is the source of this 946-nucleotide messenger RNA. The record is from the annotation of a GenBank genome assembly. Lineage: Eukaryota; Metazoa; Porifera; Demospongiae; Tetractinellida; Geodiidae.
GCAGCCCGUCCGAGAAACAGGGGUGGUGAGCCGGUGGGGGUAUGAUGGGGCGGAGCAUCAGACGAGCGGAGCGGUCAAUGAGCAAGACCUACCUUCCCUACGAUCCGGACCAGCAGUUGCUGCUGCCGGCGGCGCUGCAGGAGUGGCUGCCACCGGACCACCUGGCCUAUUUCAUCUCCGACGUCGUGGACCAGUUGGACCUCUCGGCCAUCACCGCCCGCUACGAGGAGGAAAGGCGGGGCGGCCCUCCCUACCAUCCACGGAUGAUGGUCAAGGUGCUGCUCUACGGCUACUGCAACGGGGUGGCAUCGUCCCGUCGCAUCGCCCGGCGUCUCCACGAGGACAUCGCCUUCCGGGUGCUGGCGGCGAACAACACGCCGGACUUCCGCACCAUCUCCGACUUCCGAAAGGACCAUCUGGAGGCGUUGGGGGAAUUGUUCCUGCCAGGUGCUGGAGUUGUGCCGGCAGGCAGGACUGGUAAAGCUGGGGCACGUGGCCCUGGACGGCACCAAGGUGAGGGCCAAUGCAUCAAAGCACAAGGCGAUGAGCUACGGGCGGAUGAGGGAGAGAGAGGAGCGGUUGCAGGCCGAGGUGGACGAGUUGCUCCGGAAGGCGCAGGAGGUGGACGAGGAGGAGGACCGCCGCUACGGGAGGGACAGGCGUGGGGAUGAGUUGCCGGAGGAACUGGCCUUCCGGGAGGGACGGCUGCGGAGGAUAAGGGAGGCCAAGGCGGCGCUGGAGGCUGAGGCACGGGCGGAGGCGGAGCAGGCUGAGACCGAGGGCCGCAAUCGUCCUGGGGUGCCUGAUGACAAGGCGCAGCGGAACUUCACCGACCCGGACUCCUGCAUCAUGCCCGGCCCGGGAGGGAGGGACUUUCAGCAGUCCUACAACUGCCAGGCGGUGGUGGACAGCGAGCAUCAGGUGAUCGUGGCGGCCUGUGCCACGA